CUUGACUCUGACAGUGACCUGGUGGGGGACAUGUGCGACAACAACCAGGACAUCGAUGAGGACGGCCACCAAAACUCACUGGACAACUGUCCCUACAUUGCAAAUAGCAACCAGGCUGACCAUGACAACGAUGGGAAGGGAGACGCCUGUGACCAUGACGACGACAACGACGGUAUCCCCGAUGAUCGGGACAACUGCAGACUAGUGCCCAACAGAGACCAGCUGGACUCUGAUGGUGAUGGUAGCGGGGAUGCAUGCUUUGAUGACUUUGACAAUGACAGUAUUCCAGAUGCGCUGGAUCCAUGCCCGCUGAACCAGGAUAUCGGGUCUACAGACUUCAGGAAGUUUCAGGUUGUUUUGCUGGACCCUAAAGGCACAACACAGUCUGACCCUCUUUGGGUGAUCCGCAGCCAAGGCACCGAGCUGCUGCAGACAGCCAACUCUGACCCUGGCAUCGCUUUAGGGUAUGACAAAUUCAGCGCCGUGGACUUCAGUGUAACAUUUUAUGUAAAUACCAACCGAGACGACGACUACGCAGGAAUUGUGUUCGCCUACCAGUCCAGUCGACGCUUCUAUGUUGUCAUGUGGAAACAGGUGUCUCAGGCGUACUGGGAGAAAAAGCCGUCCAAAGCUUUUGGCACAGCGGGAGUCUCGAUCAAACUGGUCAACUCCAACACAGGACCGGGGGAAUAUCUACGCAAUGCCCUGUGGCACACCGGCAAUACCAGACAUCAGGUCAGAACAUUAUGGCACGACCCCAAUAACAUUGGCUGGAAGGACUACACAGCCUACCGGAUGCACCUUAUCCACAGACCCAAGACAGGGUUCAUCAGGGUGGUGGUGUACGAGGGCAGGGAGAUUUUAUCUGACUCGGGGGCGGUGUACGACCACACCCUGGCUGGAGGCAGACUGGGACUGUUUGUCUUCUCUCAGGAGCACGUCCUCUUCUCAGACCUCAGAUACGAGUGCAGAGGUAAGAAAUUAUGUCAAAAUAUCUGUGCGGACUACUGCUCAGCUGCAGAAAAA
Messenger RNA from Plectropomus leopardus (leopard coralgrouper), 1026 nucleotides. The record is from RefSeq and is a predicted model, not a curated record. Lineage: Eukaryota; Metazoa; Chordata; Actinopteri; Perciformes; Serranidae.